Pediculus humanus corporis (human body louse) is the source of this 1431-nucleotide messenger RNA. RefSeq lists its product as uncharacterized. The record is from RefSeq and is a predicted model, not a curated record. The coding region runs from base 1 to 1431 and encodes 476 amino acids. The transcript has 8 exons. NCBI's taxonomy places the organism in Eukaryota, Metazoa, Arthropoda, Insecta, Psocodea, Pediculidae. Gene Ontology annotation, cellular component: endomembrane system; cytoplasm. Gene Ontology annotation, molecular function: protein serine/threonine kinase activity; ATP binding. Gene Ontology annotation, biological process: intracellular signal transduction; protein phosphorylation; endoplasmic reticulum to Golgi vesicle-mediated transport.
AUGAUUGCCAACGUUGAACAACGAGAUGUUCCGGGUAUCGACUGCGCGUACCUUGCGAUGGACACCGAAGAGGGAGUCGAAGUCGUUUGGAACGAGGUUCAAUUUUCUGAGCGUAAAAAUUUCAAAGCUCAAGAAGAGAAAAUCCAACAGGUUUUCGAGAACCUCACGCAAUUGGAACAUCCGAACAUUGUUAAGUUUCAUAGGUAUUGGACCGACACCCACAACGAUAAACCUCGGGUGAUAUUUAUUACAGAAUACAUGUCUUCAGGUUCGCUGAAACAGUUCCUAAAACGCACAAAACGAAACGUCAAAAAGUUACCUUUGUCCGCAUGGAAAAGAUGGUGCACGCAAAUAUUAUCUGCUCUCAGUUAUUUGCAUUCAUGCAGUCCGCCCAUCAUCCAUGGCAAUCUGACUUGCGACACGAUUUUUAUUCAACACAAUGGCCUCGUCAAAAUAGGAUCAGUGGCGCCUGAUGCUAUACAUCACCACGUCAAAACCUGCCGGGAGAGUAUGAAGAACAUGCAUUUCAUAGCUCCGGAAUAUGGAGUUCAAGAUAGUCCUGCCAUGGACUUAUACUCGUUUGGCAUGUGUGCUUUAGAAAUGGCGGCCUUAGAAAUACAAGGAAACGGAGACUCAGGGACACUGGUGACUGAAGACCACAUAAAUAGAACGAUAGACUCAUUGGAUGAUCCUAGGCAAAAAGAUUUUAUACACAAAUGUCUUAAUAAAGAUCCAAACAAUCGCCCAAGCGCGAGAGAAUUGCUCUUCCAUCCUCUUUUAUUCGAAGUUCACUCAUUGAAACUUUUAUCCGCACACGCAUUAGUUAAUAGCACAGCGAACAUAUCCGAAACAAUCACGGACGAAGUGAUCAAUGGUUUAUUCGGACAACAAACGGUGGUUGCCGAAAUUGUACACGCGGACGGGAGGCCACCGCACCAAGCGCGGAUGUGCGACGUUCCCGUGACGGAAAAACUGGAAAAAUUCAUCGAAGACGUUAAAAACGGAAUAUAUCCACUGACUGCAUUUAGCGCUCGCACACCUCCUCCGCCACGACCCAGAGCCAUAAGUCCCGAAAUGGCGGAAAGCGUCAAAUCCGUCACGCCGGAGCCGUUCGACGUGGAAAACCGACGGGUUGUGAACAUGAUGUGCAACGUAAAACCGAAAGAACAGAGUUGUGAGUUGUGGAUGACGAUACUACUCAGAAUGGAUGACAAAAUGAAUCGUCAAUUAACGUGUUUGGUGUCGGAAAACGAUGCAUCUCUCCUUCUGGCUCAGGAACUUGUGCAUUUUGGUUUUAUAAACGACCUCGACCGGGAAAAGCUUUCGACUCUCAUUGAGGACACGUUACAAAGUUAUUUUCAUCAACAACUCGGUCCGUCACUUUUAUUGCCUGCUACGUCUACCAAUCACAGUUGCAUUAAUUCUAGUUAA